Molecule: messenger RNA, 4436 nt
Organism: Heterobilharzia americana
Lineage: Eukaryota; Metazoa; Platyhelminthes; Trematoda; Strigeidida; Schistosomatidae
Source: the annotation of a GenBank genome assembly
UGUAUAUUGGAGUCAGCGCGCUAAUAUGAUUUUGCGCUUCUUAGACAAUAUUUUCGCGUCCACUAAAUUCACUCCUCUACGUGCCUCCCCACCCUGCAACAACGUACCAACCUACCUACAGGCUAGACGAAAACUUAUCAACAGCUUUCCGAGACAGUAAAAUGGUUUUCUUCCAGGCUAUGGUGUUUGUCAGUUGCCCCUGUCUGAGUAAGAUAUGGAUAUCUGACUCUUAACGACAUUUUACGUCUAACAGCCAGAAGUAAAUGGUGGAUUAAGCAAAAAUAUUAGUCUGGAUUUCUUGAGAGAUGGCAGACAACUCAUAUAGUCGACAUUGGGAAGGUGUUAAUGAUCCGGUACAUCCCUUAUCACGUACAGCACAUUCAGCAAUAUCUCAUGGACGUUACAUUUAUGUCUUGAAUGGAUAUGGUCCUUCUGAUAAUAAAAUGGUCCUGUUCGAUCAAAUUGGCCUAACAAGAUAUGAUAUCCUAACAAACUGUGUAGAAUUCUUACCGAUACAUUGGGAUGCAAAAUCACUACAGUAUCAUAUGUUCAGUGAAUCUAUUUUGCUGACAUCAGGUAACAGUGCAGUGAUCAAUGCAGAGUCUGUUAGUACAAAUGAUGAACCAACAUGUAUUUAUACGUUUGGCGGUUAUUCUAUUCUCGGAAAUAUUCAUGUUAAUGCUUUAUGUAGAAUUGAAUUAACACAUCAUAAUUUAUCGAAAUAUACAACGUCAGAUCAUCAAAAUCAAUCGGGGAAGGUCACAUCAACAGGACUUCGAUCACAUUGUUGUCAUGCUUCUGUUGUUAGUGGACAUGGUAUUUUGAGUUGUUUAUCCUACUUACCCCAAGAUAAUGCUUUACAUGAAAGUAUUAGUUUAACUAUGCUGAAAUCAUUUCAAAGACAGUUAGAAUAUCAUCAUCCUGCUAAUAUACAUAAUCGUUUUGAUAGUAUUCAUGAUAAUGUUAGUCACAAUUGCCAUCAUCUUUUGCCUUCACCACGUGAUAAGUUGUGCAUGGAAUAUUGGCGUGGACGGUUGUAUGCAUUUGGUGGUUACGGUCCAAGUUUUAUGCCAUAUUCUACAUGGCCUAAACAAAUCUUUCAUUGGCCAUAUUUACACGAUCCAAAUGAUGAGACGAAUUGGAUAAUAUGUGAUAGUAAUGGUGGAUGGAAUAGUCAAUUAAUCAUUUAUGAUAUCAGCGAAAAUCGUUGGGAAUUAGUUACACGCUUGGAUGCAAUUGGCCGAUUCCCAACACCACGUGCAGCACACUGUUCUUCAUUACUGCCUAAUCAUGGUUGGAUGAUUAUAUUCGGUGGUCGAGGUCCCUACCAUCAACAUUCAUCAUUACAACAACCAUCAGAUUUUAGAAUGGGCAGAUUAAAUGAUAUGUACUGUUUAAAUUUGCAUUUAAUGGAAUGGACACAAAUUUUGACACCAUUGGACAUACCACAGCCUAGAAAUCCUAUUCAGUCUAUUAUAUGGCCGUGUGGUCGAUCAUGGAUGGAUAUGAUAACUAUGCAUGAACCGUCAUGUAUGAAAGAUUAUUGUACUUGUAGAGAAGAAGGAGAAGAAUUGAAUGAUGAAAUUGAUUUCUCUCAGAUGGAUGAACCUGGUACAAUCCAAUUGUUUAUACUUGGUGGUUGGUCAAACAAUGAUGAAGCAUUGAAUGAUGCAUUUUUAGUGAAUAUCAACCCAUGUAGAAAGCAUAAGCUUUUAGAAGCUAAAGUUGUUUCUUCUACAAAGGAAAUACAUACCAGUACUAAUAAUACAAUGCUGAGUACUACUGAAAAUCAUUCAGGUUUUGAAACAAAUUUAAACAAAUGGCAGUAUUCUAGUAUUCAACCGUUAUGUGAUACGCUAAGAAAACCAACUGUAUUAAAUGGUUUCAUGUGUUCGAAUCAACAAUCUAAGUGUGACACAUAUUCUAAUUUGAUUGUAAAUUCAGAUGGUAAAGUUUUAACAAAUGAAACAUUCUAUAUGGAUAUAAUCACAUCUCUUUAUCUUUCAACUGUUACAGAUCCUACUACUGAAACAACAAAAACUCAUCGUAUGGAUAAUGCUAGUAGCAGUAAUAAUGACAAUAAUAAUCCUCUUGAUUGGGAUACCGAUGAUAUGAAAUUAUUUCUCAGGGAUUUAAACUAUCAUUUAUGUAUUUAUAAAAAAUUGUCUUUCAAUGUAGAUAGCAAGAAAUUGAAGAAAUCAGUCGGUCCCGAGCAAGCACUUUAUCGUAUCGCUUUAUUGCAUACCAUGUUUACACAAUAUCUGGUGAAAAGUUAUUGUCGUUUUGCGAUAAACAAGAACUCUUCUCCUACUGCUACUACUACCACUAAUAAUAAUAAUAAUAAUGCCGAUGGUACCAGUAGCAGGCUGAUUGAAGAAUUGGAUAAUCUUUGUGCAAGUUAUCGGUUGAUCCUUGAACCAAAUCAAACAUUAAUUAUAUCUUUAUUGAUGGGUAUUUUUUUAAAGUUUAUGCUUCCUUGGCAACUAUUCCAAAUGCUUUUACAAGAACAGGAUAGUUGGUUGACAAGUGUGGACAGUAAGGAAUUAAUUCGAAACUUAUUACCAGAUUUAAAUAUACAUGAAUUUUCUCUACGGAAAUCAUCUUUAUCGAGGUCGUCUAUAUAUCAGUUAGAUUUUAAUGAUCAAUCAAUUAUUGACAAAUUCAUGCUGUUACUUUCACCGGGUCGAAUACAUAUGCCCAUAAAUCAUUUACAUAUUCAUCAACAGUAUAUAGGAAAUAGUUUCGAACGUUUUUCGUAUAAUUUGCAACAAAUAGUUACAUCAGCAUUUAUAUGGUGUGCCAAGUUACCGUUACAUUAUGAUAUUGUCAAUGGUUUAACUAAACUAUCAGAUAAUGACUCACUGCAAAUAAUUUCGUCAUUAUCAUCAGAUUCGUUAUCAUCAACAAGAAGUCAACCUGUUCAUCGUCAUUGGCACACUAUCACUCUUGGUUUGGAUAGACGUAUCUACGCAAUUGGUGGUACUACACGGGAAGCACUUGAAACACCAAUAGAAUGUUAUGAUUUUCAUCGACCAAUGAGUUUAUCAGUUCAAAGUUUCACAAAAGUGUCUAAAAUAAUACUGUCAACAUUUUUAAAUGCAAUUCAACACAAUAUUUCAAUAACUGACGAUCAUAAUAAUACAAAGAGAAUUCAACCACUUCAACUUCAUCAUUAUCCUGUCAUCACUAUUGGAAAGUGUAAUCAUAAAACUGAAAAUACUUUAGCGCCUUUUCCUUGUCAUUUAAUAAAGGAUAAUUUUAUAAUAAAUUAUUUGAAUAAUUUAGAUGAAAGUUUAAAAGAAUUAUUAAAUAGUCAUGUGAAAUAUUUGUUAGAAGAAUGGUUAUUAUGAGUAGCAAGAAAGUAGUAAAUAAAUGGUUCUCUUCACUUCACUUAAUGAAUUCUGUCCAUUUAAGAGUUAAUGUAGUGUGGAAAUGAAGAGAAAGACAAAGAAGGAUAUAUAGUUGGAAGAGAAAUAAAUUUUAAUGUUCUUUUAUAUGUACAUAUUUAUAUGUGUAUAAUAAUUCUAGUUUAACCGCUUAACUAUCAUAUAUAUUGUUUAAUUUCUUCAAUUAACUGAUCUUUCUUGUUUUAAAUUAAUAAUAUUUUCUGAAAUUAAUUUAUUCAUUGACUUUCUCUAUGUUCGCUUUUCUCAAGACAGGUGAACAGGAUGGCUUAUCUGUGCAUAUUUUAUGAAUUCUUAGAAGUGAAAUAUUCAAUAACCUCUUCUGUGAUUAGUACAAAGACUUAUUUAUGUGUUAGAUAUAAAAAUAUUUAUCUACCUACAAACAGUCAGCUAGUCUUGAUAUCUUAAUACAGUUUAACUUUAUCCUGUGUUAUUUCACAACUAUGUUGAAAUUUGUUGAAUAAAAUACUUGGUUGAACAGUUUAGUCAUAGUUUGCAUUGGAUUUAUUCUAUUCUUUGUCAAUAUUUCAGAAGACAAUGUGUAAUCUUUAUCAAGAAGAAAGCUUACAAACUGUACAACAUACUGCAAUUUCACUAUAGACAGACAGAUGAAGUGAUUUAGCACGUAACACAAAACUGCAUCAGUUCUAUAUAAGUGUAAAAACUUAGGCACUAUGGUAGGAUGUAAUUCCGUAUUAGAUUUGUUUAUUUGAUAUACACGACAAAAUGACACAGUGUUACUUACUUGAUGUGACGAUGUUGCGAACAUAAAUUAUUGCUCGUAAUCAUACCAUUGUAAUCCCACCGCUUUCGACAAUCGAUUUUUAGUCCUAUCACCUGAUAUUCUUUGUUUUUAUUGGUAGUAAAUUUCUUCAUAUCUGUGGUAUAGAUGUUGCGUCAUUCCUAUUACAUUUGUUGGGUGUUGAUUCGGUGAACAAGGAUUCAGUAAUAAAUCUCUCAAGAUGAAUGAAAUACAAAAUUUAUGAAUGAGGCAGUUGUUAUAAUAAAGAUUCACUUGGCUAUAAAACGGGG